Suncus etruscus (white-toothed pygmy shrew) is the source of this 927-nucleotide messenger RNA. RefSeq names its product olfactory receptor 6F1. The transcript has a single exon. Gene Ontology annotation, molecular function: olfactory receptor activity; G protein-coupled receptor activity. Gene Ontology annotation, biological process: G protein-coupled receptor signaling pathway. The record is from RefSeq and is a predicted model, not a curated record. Gene Ontology annotation, cellular component: membrane. The coding region runs from base 1 to 927 and encodes 308 amino acids. Lineage: Eukaryota; Metazoa; Chordata; Mammalia; Eulipotyphla; Soricidae.
AUGGGCCCUGACAAUGAGAGUCUACCUCUGGAUUUUCUCCUGCUGGGCUUCUCAGGGCCCCCGGUGCUGCAGAUAUCGCUUUUCCUACUGUUUCUGGUGAUGUACGUUCUCACGGUGGGUGGCAACCUGGCCAUCCUGCUGUUGGUGGCCACAUCACGCCCUCUGCACACACCCAUGUACUUCUUUUUGAGCAACCUGUCCUUCCUGGAGAUCUGGUACACCACAGCCGCUGUCCCCAAGGCACUAGCUAUCCAGCUGGGCCACAGCCAGACCAUCUCAUUCAUCAGUUGUCUGCUGCAGAUGUACCUGGUCUUCUCGCUAGGCUGCACUGAGUACUUUCUCCUGGCAGCCAUGGCCUAUGAUCGCUACCUGGCCAUAUGCACCCCCCUGCACUACAGUGCCAUCAUGAGCAGCGUGUUCUCAGUGCAGUUGGCCAUGGGUUCCUGGCUCUGUGGCUUUAUGGCCAUUGCCGUGCCCACCGUCCUCAUUAGCGGCCUAUCCUUCUGUGGCCCUCACACCAUCAACCACUUCUUCUGCGAUAUUGCACCCUGGAUUGCACUGGCCUGUAGCAGCACACAAGCCGUGGAGCUGGUGUCCUUUGUCAUCGCCUUCCUGGUUAUCCUGAGCUCCUGCCUCAUCACACUGGUCUCCUACAUCUACAUCAUCGGCACCAUCCUGCGCAUCCCCUCGGCCAGUGGCCGCAGCAAGGCUUUCUCCACCUGCUCCUCACACCUGACAGUCGUGCUAUUGUGGUACGGCUCCACCAUCUUCCUGCACGUGCGCACCUCCAUCAAGGAAGGCUUAGACCUGUCCAAGGCCGUGCAUGUGCUCAACACCGUGGUCACUCCCGUCCUGAACCCCUUCAUCUACACACUUCGCAACCAGGAUGUCAGGACCAGUCUGCGGAGGAAGCUGAAGGGCAGGUGA